GGAGUCGACUCUAAAAUUAGUCAAAUAUAAAGGGAGAUAAUAACAGACCGAAAACUAAAAACAUGGGUUCAAGAUCAAAAGCGCUUGCCUUAUAUAAGCAAAUACUUCAAGAAAGUAAAAAGUUUACAUCGUACAACUAUAGAAAUUAUGCUAUUAGAAAAACACGAGAGGAAUUUAGACAAAACAAAGAAGUUACAGAUCCACAAAAGUUAAAAGAUUUAUUUAAAAAAGCCAAAGAUAAUCUAGAGAUUGUACAGAGACAGGUAUUGGUAGGACAAAUGUAUGAUGGGGGCCAUCUUGUGAUAGAAAAUCAACCAAAGACUUCAUAGUGUUUAAUAGUUAAAGAGAGAUUAUGUUGCUUCAUUAUAAAUGAGAAAGUAACUCCAGUGUUUCUGUGUUCCUCAAGAUAUAACACCAUGAUGUGAUAAAAGACUCUCUGAUCAUUAAACAUGUUGUAAAUCACUUAUAAACAGAUUUAAACAGGUGAAUACCAAUCAUAUGUGUUUAAUUUCAGUCUUCAAGGUAGAACAUUGAAACAUAUCUGUUUUAAAUGACGAUCUUGAAUAAUAUGAAUUAUGUUUGUUUGUUUCAAUUAAAGUGUUACAUGUGA
This is a messenger RNA of Mytilus trossulus (common blue mussel), 610 nucleotides long. RefSeq names its product LYR motif-containing protein 4-like. Gene Ontology annotation, biological process: iron-sulfur cluster assembly. The record is from RefSeq and is a predicted model, not a curated record. Gene Ontology annotation, cellular component: L-cysteine desulfurase complex; mitochondrion. NCBI's taxonomy places the organism in Eukaryota, Metazoa, Mollusca, Bivalvia, Mytilida, Mytilidae. Bases 63 to 329 code for a protein of 88 amino acids. The transcript has 3 exons.